UAUAGAUCGAUGGACGCCUUCGGCGGCUGGAGUACGCCAUAUGCAGCAGAGCCAUGCCUGCCGAGCCGCCCGAGCGACAAUGACCUCCUCAGCGCCUUCCUGUGCGCAGGCUUCGACGGCCUUCGUCCCGAGCAUGGCGGUCUUGACAUGCCCUCGUCGCACCCGGUUCCGGACCUCAUGCACUGCCAUGACGGCGCGAGUCUUUCCGACGGCGCACCAGCAGCCUUCAUGGGCCUGGACUCGACGGAUGUGCUCCCGAGCGUCACCAGCGCAGUGGACAGCGGCCUCCUUGACGCGUUCACGUACGUCCCGAACGUCGUCGAGGAGCCUGCGCAGGCCGCCGUGUCGAACUCGAACACAGCCUUCUCCGGAUACAGCAGCACCACGGGAGGCAACGGCAACAUCUCCUCCGGCGAGUCCAACACGUACGGCGGCGGCCACGACACGGAGGUGGCGUCACCGUGCUCCGUGUCGCGGCCAGAGCUGCCUCAGACAACGACACUGCCUCCCGCUAAGCGGAAGCUGGACAAGUACGCCACGGUAGCAGCCGAGCGGCGUGGCGCGAAGCGAGCGGCCGCGACGUCGUCGACCAGCAUCACCUUUGGGGGGCAGGGCCACCACCACCAGGCAGAAGCAGGGGCGGCGCUCGGCGGCGGGUACGAGCCGGACGCGGAGGCGAUAGCGCAGGUGAAGGAGAUGAUCUACCGUGCGGCGACGAUGCGGCCGGUGCACCAACUCGUCUGCGCGGCCGCCGCCGAGCCGUCCCAGAACAAGCGGCGGCGCAAGAACGUUCGGAUCUCGAGCGACCCGCAGACGGUGGCGGCGCGGCUGCGCCGGGAGAGGGUCAGCGAGCGCCUGCGCGUGCUGCAGCGGCUCGUGCCCGGCGGCAGCCGGAUGGACACGGCGUCCAUGCUCGACGAGGCCGCCAGCUACCUCAAGUUCCUCAAGUCGCAGCUCAAGGCGCUGCAAAGUUGCGGAAACCCUAACAAUGGUGGCUACCACAACGGCAGCUUGCUGCAGAAUUACACCGGCAACAUUGGUGGUACCAGCGCUAGCACUGUACUUGCCUUUGGAAGAGACGGCGCCAUUGGUAACUACGUAAAAUCCAACAGGAGCAUGCAGUUGUAGCGUAGCACGUACGUACUUCGAUGUGUGAGUGAUGUAUG
Messenger RNA from Phragmites australis (common reed), 1166 nucleotides. Its product is annotated as transcription factor LATE FLOWERING-like. The coding region runs from base 10 to 1128 and encodes 372 amino acids. The record is from RefSeq and is a predicted model, not a curated record. Gene Ontology annotation, biological process: regulation of DNA-templated transcription. Gene Ontology annotation, molecular function: DNA-binding transcription factor activity; protein dimerization activity. Lineage: Eukaryota; Viridiplantae; Streptophyta; Magnoliopsida; Poales; Poaceae. The transcript has a single exon.